Molecule: messenger RNA, 435 nt
Organism: Cetraspora pellucida
Lineage: Eukaryota; Fungi; Glomeromycota; Glomeromycetes; Diversisporales; Gigasporaceae
Source: the annotation of a GenBank genome assembly
AUGCUAAAAGUUCUAAAUUUAGACAUUUAUGAUAAUAUAGACAAUAAUGAUUUGUUACAAAUAGAUGAAAUAGAUGAAGCAGAAGAAGUAAAUAAUGAUACAUUAGCAUUGACUAUUCUCACAAAUAAUGAAUUAUUAAGUGAUAGACAAAAGUUUAAAAAAUGUUUAAUUUGCCAAGGUAAUGCUGUAUAUGCUAAGACGUGUUCAGGAAUUGCAGAAAAAGGUAAUAUUUGUAAUGAAUGUCAUUAUAUUCGAUUCGAUAAAAAUCUCUGUAAUAGAAUUUUAAGAAAAAUAUUAGCAUCAGAAAAUGCUAAAUUUACACUUAAAUUUUAUUGGGAAAAUAAUUCCUUGAAAAAUUAUCUUCAAAAUCUUGAUCUUUAUGAUAUAUGGAAUUUACUUAAUAAUGAUAAUGAAUAUCAAACAUCAAAUCCUUAG